Tetranychus urticae (two-spotted spider mite) is the source of this 1659-nucleotide messenger RNA. The record is from RefSeq and is a predicted model, not a curated record. NCBI's taxonomy places the organism in Eukaryota, Metazoa, Arthropoda, Arachnida, Trombidiformes, Tetranychidae.
AUCUUUGUGUACAUAUAACCUCAACCAUUGGAAACAAAACAUGAAUCUUGUUUGAAAUUAACAAAUGUUUUUAUUUACUGUAUAACUUUAUUUUUAUUUGUAUAUUGUGAUCCAGAAUCAAGGAUCAUUAGUGAUUUUAGUGUGUCACACCUGAAGGAAUGACCAGAGAACUUUUUGCUCUUCUUACCGACGAUAAUUAGACCAUCCUUUUGUAAAAGUAAAGCUGCUCUUCGCCAUGAAUACUUUUUGAAAAAAUUGAGAUAACUUGAUUUAGCGCGAAACUUGGCCAUUGGUACAACCUUCAAUGCAUUUUCUUUUCGUAACACAAAGACCGUAUUUUCCGAUCGUGUUUCGAAAUCAUGGAACUUUUAUUUUCAGCUUUUUUUAGACUGAUCUCUUGGUCUCUCAUUUGUCUACUAACUCUUGUUUUGAAUCUAUUCCUUCUGCAUUUCAUUUCAAUUCAUCCAUGUGAUUGGCCGUGUCCUGAUUCUAAAGAUGAUAAAUGGCUUCGAGUCAUGGUUCUUACUGACGUUCAUCUUUUGGGAAAAAGAAAGGGUCAUCCAGUUGAUCAAUUUGUUCGUGAAUGGGAAAUGUCGAUUGCAUUUCAAACCGCGGUAAAACUACGUCAACCUGAGAUGAUCAUCUUUCUAGGGGAUUUACUGGAUGAAGGACUCACAGUUGAUCAAGAAGACUUCAACAAAUAUGUUGAGCGUUUUAACAGAACUUUUCCAAUGACUGAAGAAACUAAAAAAAUUUUCAUUGUUGGUAAUCAUGAUAUUGGAUUUCAUGACCGGGUUGCUGCUUAUCCAAUCUUACGAAAACGCUGGGAAAAAGCUUUCAACUCAAGCUUAGCUGACAUCAUGACUGUCAAAGGUAUCAAAUUUAUUACAAUCAACAGUAUGGCUAUCGAAGGUGAUGGUCUUGAUCUAGUCCGAGAAACUAAAGAAAAUUUGCUUCGUGUUGAAGAUAAACUCAAAAAGAGUGAUUUACUUGGUAGACCAGUCAUGUUACAGCACUUCCCACUUUACCGAAAAAAUGACGAUAUUUGUCAUGAGAUCGAUUCUCAAAAGGGGAUUGACAGACUUCAUAAAUUUAAUCCUGGUGUUGAGUGUCUGUCAUAUAAAGUUUCAGAAAUGCUUCUAAAAAAAUUCAAUCCUCGCUUAGUCCUUAAUGGUCACAUUCAUGCUGGAUGUGUUGUGAAUCACACAAAAUAUGAUGCUGAAGAGUGGACCGUAGCUUCAUUCAAUUGGAGAAACAGACUGGAUCCUAACUACCUGGUUCUUUGUAUUUCGCCAGAUAGUUAUGCUAUUAGAAAAUGUUUUUUACCAAGUGAAAUUAACAUAGUAUUUACAUCUCUCAUCUGCCUUAUCUUUUUCUAUUUCUCUUCAAAGUUCAGAAAAUGUUUCAUGAACUCAAUUGCAUCUCAACAAAAAACCAAAGUUAAACCAAAGUCUGGAGGCAGCAAUGAGAAUUUAAUUGAAACCAAGAAGUUCAAUGAACACCUUUCGAAAAAACUGAAAAAAACUUGAUUUAGCGCGAAACUGUAUAAGACUGUGAUAGUAAAGAUUUUAGUUCAGCUGGUAGUAUCACUGGCGGUUACAAACAAAAAAGGCAAAAUUGGGUCUUAAAAAGGUCAAUCUAUGAAAACGGAUGCCUUUU